This is a messenger RNA of Beta vulgaris subsp. vulgaris (sugar beet), 3512 nucleotides long. Its product is annotated as phosphopantothenoylcysteine decarboxylase subunit VHS3-like. The coding region runs from base 2149 to 2661 and encodes 170 amino acids. The record is from RefSeq and is a predicted model, not a curated record. The transcript is spliced from 5 exons. Lineage: Eukaryota; Viridiplantae; Streptophyta; Magnoliopsida; Caryophyllales; Amaranthaceae.
UUGUACGCACAACGCACUAAAACAUUUUCGACCCUCCGCAUCGAGUCAUUAAACCUUCCCUCUCUUUAUUGUUUUCCCUCGACCCUCCGUCCCAAGUCCCCCCUGUCUCUCUCAAUUGCACCUUCUCUCAAUUGAAACCUUCAUCGUCCCUCAUUCCCAAGUUCCCCGAUCAAAUUCUAUGCAGCUUAAUUGGUUGAAUCAACCUCUUAACUCCUUUAGGUUUUAUCGUCUCCUAACUUCUAGGCUUUCUAAAUUACUCGAAUAAAUUUUAGGGUUUAGUAUUAUUGUUGACCAAUCAAAGAAAGAGGAAGCAUUGAAAGACAAAUGUUUCAUUUAAAACCCUGGAUUUUGAUUUUCGGGAAAACCUCGAGCGAUACAAGUUCAUCACUUCACUCACUUCAGUCUUCAAUUCGCCAUUGCGUUCAACAAUCAGCAGGUUUGUUUCCAACUCUCGUCCUUUUUUUCAUUAAAUUUUUAAAAUUUAAUCUGAUUUUCUAUUUUAUUUGAUUCGUUUACUUUUUUACAGUUUUGCAAUUUUGUUAUCUUCUUGGUUUUUGUUUUGUGUGUUUAUGAGGUUUGGCAAGUUGAGGGAUGGAAGGACUGUUCGUUUCCAGAUUAGAUGGUGGAUCAGCGGCCUUGAUGUUUGUGUUGCUACUAGACAUUGCUGUGAUAAAUCAUUGUCUAAGAAGAAACGCAAAGCUGAUUUAUCACCAAUGAAGUUUACAUUUGCAAGGUCUAAUCCAGACGAAGAGAAAGACACUUUUGAUCGAUGGUAUGUUUUUUCAUUAUUCUCCUUUUAUAUGAUAUGAUUAUUUCUGUCUUUUUUUAAUUUAUUUUUGUUUACUUUUCUAAGGAAAUUGAUAGAGCAAGAAAUUAAGUCUAUUAGUCUACAUGUAUUGUCAGCUUAUUCUCAUUUACAUGAAGUUGUUAGUAACCUCAAUGAUUAGCAUCAAAGAGACAUUAGGGAAAUUGGUUUUGACAGUCUUCUAGAUAUUAGGAUAAAGAAGUUUUGUUCGAAUCUCUAUUUGGAGUUGUUGUUGAACUACAAUGCUUCUGGAAUGAUGUAUAUGAUGACAAAGAAUGGGAAAAUAAUUUUUAAUAAGUUUACCAUUAGGGAUGUGUUGGGUUUACCUGUAUCAGAUAAAGCAGUUGAGGUGAUUGAUGAUGAUGCUUUUAGGAGGAAAGGUAGUCGGGUUGAGGCAGGAAGUGCUAAGAGGGAUUGGCAUAGGUUGCUUGAUGUUUCUGAUCCUAAGAAGCCAUAUAUUAGUAAAAAAAAUUGGGAUGAUUUGUUUAAGAAGUAUCAAAGUGGGGAUGAUUUUAAGAAGAUGUUUGUUAUUUUCUCCUUAUCAAAGCUCCUUUGUCCACGUGUUGAUUUAGAGCCUGCCUUGAAGUGUGCAAAAAGUUUGGAAGAUGUAACUAUGAUUUCAAGUUACGAUUGGUGUGGAUACGUGUUACGUAGUCUUUGUAUUGCUGUCUUGGACUGUCAUCAGAAUAUAAUGAUGAGGAAGAACGAGUUGGGACAGAAGAAAGUCACAUUUAAGCUCCGGGGAUGCAUGAGUGCUCUGGCUCUUGUUGUUAUUCACAACUUCAAGUGUCGCAAUCUUGAUUUCUCAAAUGUGAGUAUGCCAUUUAUCACUUAUUGGCAGGAAGAUAAGCAAUUGACUAGUGUUGUGAAGCAGUUUGAGAUGAACAUGGAUUUUAUUCUGCCAGUGAAGCGUGAAAAAGACAAGGAGAAAGAUGGCAGUAGAGUACUUGAGUUUAAAGCUCCUAGUGUUAGUGCUGCUAGUGUUAUAAAGUCUGCUUCUCCUACAAUAAAGGUGGUUGAGGGUCCAUCACCUUCAACUAGGCAACUUGUUAUGGAUCUACCUCCUACUUUGAUGACCGAUGAGGAAAUAGAUGGUCUUGAUGUUCCUGAAUAUGUGAAGAACAUGCACAAGUUAAAGAGAAUGCUUGCAUUCUCUCAAGUGAACUUGGAUAUUGCACAAAACAUUCGGGAAGAGGGCGAGAAGCUGUCUCAAGACAAUCUUCCCUGGAUGACAGUGACGAUGUUUUUAAUCCAGAGUUUUGAAUCAAAUUGACGACAUAUGCAUGCGUCAUUGGGCAGCGAAAUAGAGCGCAAACAAAGUUGAUCUUACAAUUGCACCGUUGAUGAAGCGGAAUGAAACUGUUCUUUUUAAUGAGACAAAGAAGCAGCAGGAAGAUGUUGGAAAAUGUGCUCCUGAUUCGGAUGCUGGUCUUCAUGGAGAUGAAGAGAAAGGAGGAAAUAAAGAUUAUGGAGACAAUGAUGAGAAAGAACCAAAGGAAGAUGAUAAGACGAGGAAUGCUGAUGGUAAAAGUGAUGAUGAUCAAAUUAAAGAUGGUGAUGAAGAUGAUGAUGAUGAUGAUGGUGAUGAUGAUGAUGAUGAUGAUGAUGAUGAUGAUGAUGAUGAUGAUGAUGAUGAUGAUAAGGAUGACCAGAAUGGUCAGGAUGAUAAUGAGACAAAGAAGCAGCAGGAUGAUAAUGAUGAUUCUGAUGCUGGUCUUCAUGGAGAUGAAGAGAAAGGAGGAAAUAAAGAUUAUGGUGACACUAAGUUCCUUUCAUUUUAUUGUUUUCAUUUGAUUGUUGGAGUUUUUAAUCUGGUGGAAACAUUGUUUCAGUUUGAGUGCAUUACAUUUGUUUAAAUGAAAAAGUUAAAGAGGUAACUGAAAGAAUAAAAAGACCAACUGAAAACUGUGAAACUCUAACUGAAAUAAUAUAAAUACCACCUGAAAAUUAUAUAAAUACCAAAUGAAACUAUUUAUAUUUGUUUUUAUUUGAUCUGGUGGAAACAUUGUUUCAGUUUGUCAAUGAAUUGAUUCAUUUUUGAUUUUGUGUGUUUUUCAGCUCUUGUGUAUUUAACUUGUUUUUUAUUGUUUUUGUUUUUGAAUGAGGAUGAUGAGAAAAAACCAAAGGAAGAUGAUAAGACGAGGAAUGCUGAUGGUAAAAGUGAUGAUGAUCAACUUAAAGAGGGUAAGGAUAAAGAUAAGGAUAAGGAUAAGGAUAAGGAUAAGAGUGUUACUCAUGAUUUUGGUUUGCAGAAGAGUUCUUGUGAUAAGCAGAUUGAGACUCAGGAUAUUGAUUCUACACCUAUCCCUACUCCUACUGCUGCUGUUGAAGUUGUUGAUCUUUCUACUACUCCUCCCAUUGUUGAAGUUGUUGAGAAUGUGUUCAAGAAGAGGGAUUCAACAUCUAGGGCAUCUUCUUUGUGUCACAGCUAUAGUAGAAGGUCUCCGAAAGUUGAUUCUUCUGGUAAAGGGAAAAAGAUUUAAGAUUACGUUGGCCUUCUACGUCAUCAGCGUGAUAGUGGUCAUGCUUUUAAAACCGCUGAUCCUUCAUACCCUUCAUUCCAACUAUUAACUCCGAGUCCUGUUGGUGAGGGUGUUGGAUGUGCAGACAUUGGUGAGGGUGUUGGAAGUUCAAUUCCAAUCAUCACUCCAGUUAAAGUAAAAUAUCCUCGUGUAAGUAUAGUCACUAGGGGAAAAAACAGAAAGGG